Messenger RNA from Alternaria novae-zelandiae, 345 nucleotides. RefSeq lists its product as uncharacterized. The record is from RefSeq and is a predicted model, not a curated record. The transcript is spliced from 2 exons. Lineage: Eukaryota; Fungi; Ascomycota; Dothideomycetes; Pleosporales; Pleosporaceae. Bases 1 to 345 code for a protein of 114 amino acids.
AUGUCAGAGACAAAAACCAAAGCCUGGCCCAGACCCGAGUCGGUCAUGUACGAGAAAGAGAUGAAGGCGGAGAUCCUGUUACAUGCCCAUGCUCUAUGUGCCGAGCGUUCUCGAUCUAGUUCACAUUUCGACAUCAUCCACAGCACGACCGACGAAUCUAAUGAGCCUUAUUACGAAACGCACCUCAUCGUCAGUGUCUCCUCGGAUUGUUACCGCGCAGGAGACUGGGAACUUCUCAUCUCAGUCGGCAAGAACAAGACUUUCGCGGACGGAUUGGAUGCUCUCAUGGUGGAACUUACACAGCGGUUGGGUAGAAAAAUCCGUAAGUACGAUAGCCACAAGUAA